AUGCCUCGGAAAUUCCUCGAGACGUCAGUGACGACAUUUGGAUCUCUGUUGAUUCUUGCCCUGGGUGGCUACUCAUACCACAUUUACUACAAAAGCCUGGUCCUGGAUAAGAUCAACAACGCGUUUUCCAGUGGGUUCUCCACGCUGGAGCUAGCCGCACUGUCUCAGCACGGAGUACCGCCAGAGCCAGGGGAGGAGCCGGUGCAAGAUGAAUUGCGGUUCAAGGUCUUGCGACCGGAGCAGACGACGAUUGAUUCUAUCGUGACGGGCAAAAUUCGAGGAAGUUACUACCUACUCUUCGGCGAAAAGGGGACCGGGAAGACGACGAUGCUGCUUGACGCCAUGCGAAAGGUCCAGGGGAGCGGAGUGGCUAUGUUAGAGGCGCAUAGCGAUCUUGAAGUCUUUCGACUACGCCUAGGUAAAGCAUUGGACUAUGAAUACCACGAAGACUACAUCGGAGGGUUGUUUAAUAUACGUGGACCCCGCGAGGCGACACCCCUUUUGGAUAUCGAGCGAGCGUUGAAUAAACUUGAAAAGGUUGCGCUGAAACGAAAGUCCAAGCUGAACAAACCGCUCACACUCAUUAUCAACAAUAUCCACUUUCUCCCUGACAGCGCCGAAGGUCAGCAUCUACUCACCCUCCUACAGCAGCGCGCGGAGCUAUGGGCAGCUAGCGAGCUCGUCACUCUUGUUUUCACGAGCGACGAGUACCGCACGACAGAGACCUUUCGCCCACAUGCAACGCGCAUGCAGGUGCUCAAUGUCCGCGACGUCCCAAAAGAAAUGGCCAUCCCGGCGUUGCAGACAUACCGACAGGCUAAAUUCCAGGAGACCGUGUCGGAGGAUAUCCUAUCGCAAGCCUAUGACCGCGUAGGCGGAAGGCUAAUAUUUCUAGAGCAAGUAGCUCGAUCCAGGGAUAUCCUUCGAAUGUGCGAGUCGAUCUGCGAAAAGGAAAAGCGCUGGCUUCUCUCCCAAUGUUGGAUUCUAGGUGCGGAAAUGGAUGACAAGGCUGAAGAACAGCAGGAUUACUGCCAUGCUGCUAUGCUCCUAGCGAAAGCGCUCGUUGAGUUAGAAAACAAGGCCGUCCAACCCACAGGCGGGGCCAACAUACCGGGAAUGCCGAUACACAAAGUACAGGAGCUCAUGACGCGAUCUGAUUUUCUCCACAAGCUGGACCAAAUGAAUAUAUUCGCCAUCGAUGCAAAUGGCGUAGUCAAGGCUGACUCGGUUCCGAUGCAAAACGCCUUCCGGGCAGUAACUAGCGACCCGGCAUUUGAAGAACAUCUGGAGGCCACGACUGAGCGGCUCGAUGAGCUGGAGGGGCUUGGACGAACCACAGAAUUGACCAUGAAGGACUUGGUUAGCGGUCAAUAUGCUGUUGUGACGAAGGGGGUAAGAGGCCAAGAAGACACCACUUUUGUGGUUAAGAGAAUGUAG
Messenger RNA from Aspergillus steynii IBT 23096, 1437 nucleotides. Its product is annotated as ATP-binding protein. The record is from RefSeq and is a predicted model, not a curated record. The coding region runs from base 1 to 1437 and encodes 478 amino acids. The transcript has 2 exons. NCBI's taxonomy places the organism in Eukaryota, Fungi, Ascomycota, Eurotiomycetes, Eurotiales, Aspergillaceae. Gene Ontology annotation, molecular function: ATP hydrolysis activity.